Molecule: messenger RNA, 3536 nt
Organism: Galleria mellonella (greater wax moth)
Lineage: Eukaryota; Metazoa; Arthropoda; Insecta; Lepidoptera; Pyralidae
Product: bifunctional purine biosynthesis protein ATIC
Exons: 11
Coding region: 258-2051 (597 amino acids)
Biological process (GO): 'de novo' IMP biosynthetic process
Cellular component (GO): cytosol
Molecular function (GO): phosphoribosylaminoimidazolecarboxamide formyltransferase activity; IMP cyclohydrolase activity
Source: RefSeq, a predicted model, not a curated record
AUAAUAUUACUUAAUUUUUUUCCUUUAUCUGUGCCUAAACAUAACCUUAUCUAACCUAAAAAGGUAUAAAAUAAUUACCUAUAAAAUUAAUAAUUAUAUUUGAAUGUUUUGUUUAUAUUUCUUUAUUAACAUCUACAGCUAAUUUUGAGGCUCCCAUUAUCAGGAACCCCUGCAGGAGGUCAAACAUCGUGAUACAACGGCUUGUUUAUAAUAUUGUUUUAAAUUCAGUUUAUUAGUACAAGGUAACGGAAACAGACAUGGCAGCAAAUGGCAAAUUGGCUCUUCUCAGUGUGUCAGAUAAAACUGGCCUAUUGCCCCUGGCAAAAUGUUUAUCAGAAGCGGGACUCUCGCUUGUAAGUACAGGCGGCACAGCCAGCGCGCUCCGCAAUGCGGGCCUCAAAGUUUUGGAUGUGUCAGAUAUUACUGGAGCACCAGAGAUGCUUGGUGGUCGCGUCAAAUCGCUGCAUCCCGCUGUGCACGCUGGAAUAUUGGCCAGACUUACAGAUUCCGACCAAGCUGAUUUGAAGCGGCAAAAAUUCGACCUGAUUAGUGUCGUGGUCUGUAACUUGUACCCAUUCGUGGAGACUGUGUCCAAACCAGAAGUGACAAUUGCUGACGCCGUGGAGAACAUCGAUAUUGGCGGCGUCACUUUACUGCGAGCUGCGGCUAAGAACCACGACAGAGUGACCGUGGUGUGCGACCCUAACGAUUAUGAUAGCGUUAUCAACGAACUAAACACGAGCAAGGAUCGCCAAACCUCGCUUGAUACAAGGAAAAGAUUGGCGCUCAAAGCCUUUACUCACACAUCUGAGUAUGAUCUCGCUAUAUCAGAUUACUUCCGCAAACAAUACUCGGCAGGUCAAUCACAACUGACCUUGAGAUAUGGAAUGAACCCACACCAGAAGCCAGCUCAAGUAUUCACAACUCGCGAUAAACUGCCACUGACAACAUUGAACGGUGCACCUGGUUUUAUUAAUCUUUGUGACGCUCUUAACGCGUGGCAGCUCGUACGUGAACUAAAAGAAGCCCUGGGACUGGCCGCUGCUGCGAGCUUCAAGCACGUAUCACCAGCUGGUGCUGCAAUAGGAAUCCCAUUAACUGAGGAAGACGCGAGCGUAUGCUGCGUAAGUGCAUCGGAAGCAAUCACAUUGAGCCCGCUUGCGGCCGCAUACGCACGAGCACGCGGUGCUGACCGCAUGAGUUCGUUCGGCGACUUUGUGGCGUUGUCAGACGAGUGUGAUGUGUCCACUGCGCGGCUGAUCUCGCGCGAGGUCUCUGAUGGAGUUAUUGCACCCUCAUAUUCACCAGACGCUCUCGUCCUGCUCAACAAGAAGAAGGGCGGCAACUACUGCGUCUUGCAGAUUGAUCCGAAUUAUGACCCUGUCCUGUUGGAGCAGAAAACUAUCUUCGGUCUUACUCUGGAGCAAAGACGCAAUGACGCUAAGAUCACAUCAGACUUAUUUAAAAAUAUUGUUACCAAUAACAAAAAUUUGCCAGAGAGCGCCGUAAGAGAUUUAAUUGUGGCGACUGUGGCCUUAAAAUACACGCAGAGUAAUUCUGUAUGCUAUGCAAGAGAUGGACAGGUAAUAGGUAUCGGAGCGGGACAGCAGUCGCGCAUCCACUGCACACGGCUAGCGGGCGGUAAAGCGGCGCUGUGGUGGGCCCGCCGCCACCCGCGGGUUCGAGCUAUCGCCGCCGCAGCACGACCCGGCAUCUCGCGGGCUAUACUCUCUAACGCUGUCGACAACUACGUCAAUGGCACCGUAGGCACUGAUUUACCAUUUGAACAGUGGAAGAGCCUUUUUGAGGGCGAGCCCCCUGCGCUAUUGACACAAGAGGAGAGAGAUGAGUGGACCAAAACAUUGGACAAGGUGGCACUUGCCUCAGAUGCCUUUUUCCCAUUCAGAGACAACAUCGAUCGGGCUGUUCAGGUUGGAGUUGAAUAUAUAGGCAGCCCAUCUGGAUCGAACAAAGAUGAUGAAGUCAUCCAAGCAUGCAAUGAACACAACAUCGUGCUAGCUCACACGAAUCUCCGCCUUUUCCAUCACUAAACAUUAUUUCCUUAUACACAUAACUACCGGUGUGCGUGUCUUAUCUGCGCCAGCGCUUAUCGUUAAAGUCAAUGGAGAACAAAAUAAUGUUUGUGCUUUAAGUAUUAUCGCGAUUUACUAUUUUAUUGUGUGUUAUUUUUUACGUAAUUAAUUCUGUAAUUGAUCGUUCAAAAAUAUUUUCCAGUUAUUAAUUACGACAAUAACACAAAGAAACAAUAGUAAAUAACGAUUAUCACGAAACUAUAAAUAUUGAAUUAUUUCGUUCUCUACGUCGACGUUAAUUAAUUUUAUACUACAUUCCUAUUACUUUAGAUCGUAUAAAUUUUCGUCCUAACACAGAUUUACAUUUAAUAUGUUACAGGCGUCAGUAUUGCGCUAACUUCAACUGUACUAAUUAUUACUUACUAUACUUGAUUUGCCUCAAGUUUUGAAGUCUGUGACUAACCCAAUGCAAAUCUGUGUUCAUUUAUAAAUACAUAAAACCUCCAAUAUAGCUAUUUGUUUUAUUACAUUUUAUCAAAUUAAGAAUAUUGCUCUAAAGAAAGAGACGAAACAUUCAACUAUACACUAAUAAAUAACAGCUAGAUUAGGCUUAGGUUAAAAUCAAAUAGGGCUAAGUUCUAUUAAUGGAGGGAUCAUAUUUUUUAAUAAGUGCCUGUGUAUUUGUAAUGGCGCUAAUACUAUUAUAUACAACAUUCCUAUUAUUGUAGAUUUAUAAAGAUAUUUUGAGCUUUUUUACCUUUAUAUCAUAGUGUUUAGAAACUAAAAGCAAUUUUACAACAAGUAAAGUUUAUCCUGUUUUUUUUUUUAUAUUCAAACAUGCUUUAAGACAAAUAAUGUGCCAACGUAGUAUACACGUGGAUUUUUCAUAAUUAUUAUUACACUAUGUUAUUAAUUUAUAAAAAUGUUACUAAUUAGUUUGAACUGCUUUAGUAAUUUAAUAGUAAGUUAACAAAAAUAAUACUUGUUAAAGUUGGCUAAACUUGUUAUUCAGACACCAUUAAAUGUUAUAUGCACUAAAUAAUGUAAAAGUGUAUUAUGUAUAUUACUAAAACAGUCCAAACUAGGCUUACGUGAAAUAAUCUCUACCACUGUACAAAAAAUCUGAAUUUUCUAUGAAUCUCUUGUCGAAAGUGAAUCUAAAGAAAUAGAAAAAUGUAUGAAUCUCAUGAAUAGCUGAAUUGUUCUAUUUUGAUUAUUUCGAUGUUGUAAUUUAUUAUAUGUAUUCAACCUUGAGAUUCCACUAUUUUAAUUUCCGUUUUUAGAUUUGUGUUAUUGAUAAAAAUUUAUUAUUGAAACCGUUAUAAAUAAACUACUGUCGAGUAUAUAUCACUUUCACACAGAACAUCAAAAUAUUGCCAGUGUGAAAUUGUAAUAAUAUUAAGUCUACAGUAAUAAAAAUUUUUUAUGCCUUAUUGUUAAGAUUUUGAAGUAUUUUAUUGUAAGAAAAUUAAAUGUUUGUACGUGUAAGUACAUAUAUUAAUA